Messenger RNA from Delphinapterus leucas (beluga whale), 5266 nucleotides. NCBI's taxonomy places the organism in Eukaryota, Metazoa, Chordata, Mammalia, Artiodactyla, Monodontidae. The record is from RefSeq and is a predicted model, not a curated record.
ACGGGGAGCUGUGUCAGCAGCCUUCACGUUCUUACAAGUGCACUCUUCGCGAUUAGUGUACUGAACAGUGUUUCUAACAUCUUCUCGUAAAAGGAGAAAGCUUCACAGCCUCAACCAUGAAGGAAAGCAGUCGCAGAGGGCAUGGAGCUGGAGAACCAUGAACAGCACGUGGUGCUGAGAGAGGACAACCGCCGCAGGCGCCGGAGGAUGAAGCCGCGCAGCGCGGCGGCCAGCCUGUCCUCCAUGGAGCUCAUCCCCAUUGAGUUUGUGCUGCCCACCAGCCAGCGCAACACCAAGACCCCCGAAACGGCGCUGCUGCACGUGGCUGGCCACGGCAACGUGGAGCAGAUGAAGGCCCAGGUGUGGCUGCACGCGCUGGAGACCAGCGUGGCCGCCGACUUCUACCACCGGCUCAGCCCCGACCACUUCCUCCUGCUCUACCAGAAGAAGGGGCAGUGGUACGAGAUCUACGACAAGUACCAGGUGGUGCAGACCCUGGACUGCCUGCGCUACUGGAAGGUGCUGCACCGGAGCCCCGGGCAGAUCCACGUGGUGCAGAGGCUCGCGCCCUCGGAGGAGACGCUGGCCUUCCAGCGCCAGCUCACGGCCCUCAUUGGCUACGACGUCACCGACGUCAGCAACGUGCACGACGACGAGCUGGAGUUCACGCGCCGCCGCCUGGUGACCCCGCGCAUGGCCGAGGUGGCCGGCCGCGACACCAAGCUCUACGCCAUGCACCCCUGGGUGACGUCCAAGCCCCUCCCCGAGUACCUGCUGAAGAAGAUCACCAACAACUACAUCUUCAUUGUCAUUCAUCGCAGCACCACCAGCCAGACCAUCAAGGUCUCAGCCGAUGACACCCCGGGCACCAUCCUCCAGAGCUUCUUUACCAAGAUGGCCAAGAAGAAGUCCCUGAUGGAUAUCCCUGAAAGCCAGAACGAACAGGACUUUGUGCUGCGCGUCUGUGGCCGGGAUGAGUACCUGGUGGGUGAGACGCCCAUCAGAAACUUCCAGUGGGUGAGGCAGUGCCUCAAGAACGGGGAAGAGAUUCACCUGGUGCUUGACACUCCGCCGGACCCAGCCUUGGACGAGGUGAGGAAGGAAGAGUGGCCGCUGGUGGACGACUGCACGGGAGUCACCGGCUACCACGAGCAGCUGACCAUCCAUGGGAAGGACCACGAGAGCGUGUUCACCGUGUCCCUGUGGGACUGUGACCGCAAGUUCAGGGUAAAAAUCAGAGGCAUCGAUAUCCCUGUCCUGCCCCGGAACGCGGACCUCACGGUUUUUGUGGAGGCAAACAUCCAGUAUGGGCAGCAAGUCCUCUGCCAAAGGAGAACCAGCCCCAAACCCUUCACGGAGGAGGUGCUGUGGAAUGUGUGGCUUGAGUUCAGUAUCAAGAUCAAAGACUUACCCAAAGGGGCUCUGCUGAACCUCCAGAUCUACUGCGGCAAAGCUCCAGCUCUGUCUGGUAAGGCCUCUGCGGAGACUCCCAGUCCCGAGUCCAGGGGCAAAGCUCAGCUUCUGUAUUACGUGAACCUGCUGCUCAUAGACCACCGGUUCCUCCUGCGCCACGGGGAGUACGUGCUCCACAUGUGGCAGUUAUCCGGGAAGGCGGAAGACCAUGGCAGCAUCAAUGCUGACAAGCUCACGUCUGCCACCAACCCGGACAAGGAGAACUCAAUGUCCAUCUCCAUUCUUCUGGACAAUUACUGUCACCCCAUAGCCUUGCCUAAGCAUCGGCCCACCCCUGACCCGGAAGGGGACCGGGUUCGAGCAGAAAUGCCCAAUCAGCUUCGGAAGCAACUAGAGGCGAUCAUAGCCACCGAUCCACUUAACCCUCUCACAGCCGAAGACAAAGAGUUGCUCUGGCAUUUCAGAUAUGAAAGUCUGAAGGAUCCCAAAGCGUAUCCUAAGCUCUUUAGCUCAGUGAAAUGGGGACAGCAAGAAAUUGUGGCCAAAACAUAUCAACUGUUAGCCAGAAGGGAGGUCUGGGAUCAAAGUGCUUUGGAUGUUGGAUUAACAAUGCAACUCCUGGACUGCAGCUUUUCGGAUGAAAACGUAAGAGCCAUUGCCGUUCAGAAACUGGAGAGCUUGGAAGACGAUGACGUGCUACAUUACCUGCUGCAGCUGGUCCAGAACAAAAGAAUUGGUCACUUCUUAUUUUGGUUCUUGAGAAGUGAGAUCGCCCAGUCCAGACACUAUCAGCAGAGGUUUGCAGUGAUCCUGGAAGCCUACCUGAGGGGCUGUGGCACGGCCAUGCUACACGACUUCACCCAGCAAGUCCAAGUAAUUGACAUGUUACAAAAGGUGACCAUGGAUAUCAAAUCGCUCUCUGCAGAAAAGUAUGACGUCAGUUCCCAAGUUAUUUCCCAACUUAAGCAAAAGCUUGAAAUCCUACAGAAUUUGAAUCUCCCCCAAAGCUUCAGAGUUCCGUAUGACCCUGGACUGAAAGCAGGAGCCCUGGUGAUUGAAAAAUGUAAAGUGAUGGCCUCCAAGAAAAAGCCCCUGUGGCUUGAGUUUAAAUGUGCCGACCCUACAGCUCUGUCAAAUGAAACAAUUGGAAUUAUCUUUAAACACGGCGACGAUCUGCGCCAGGACAUGCUGAUUUUACAGAUUCUACGAAUCAUGGAGUCCAUUUGGGAGACUGAAUCUUUGGAUCUGUGCCUCCUGCCAUAUGGUUGCAUUUCAACUGGCGACAAAAUAGGAAUGAUCGAGAUCGUGAAAGACGCCACGACGAUCGCCAAAAUUCAGCAAAGCACAGUGGGCAACACGGGCGCCUUUAAAGAUGAAGUGCUGAAUCACUGGCUCAAAGAGAAAUGCCCUAUUGAAGAAAAGUUUCAGGCAGCGGUGGAGAGAUUCGUUUAUUCCUGUGCUGGCUACUGUGUGGCAACCUUUGUUCUUGGAAUAGGUGACAGACACAAUGACAAUAUUAUGAUCUCAGAGACAGGAAAUCUGUUUCAUAUCGACUUUGGGCACAUUCUUGGGAAUUACAAAAGUUUCCUGGGCAUUAAUAAAGAGAGAGUGCCAUUUGUGCUAACUCCAGACUUCCUGUUUGUGAUGGGGACUUCUGGAAAGAAGACGAGUCGACACUUCCAGAAAUUUCAGGAUGUCUGCGUCAAGGCUUACCUAGCCCUUCGUCAUCACACAAACCUACUCAUCAUCCUCUUCUCCAUGAUGCUGAUGACAGGAAUGCCCCAGUUAACCAGCAAAGAAGAUAUCGAAUACAUUCGGGACGCCCUGACAGUGGGGAAGAGCGAGGAGGAUGCUAAAAAGUAUUUUCUAGAUCAGAUUGAAGUUUGCAGAGACAAAGGAUGGACUGUGCAGUUCAACUGGUUCCUACAUCUUGUUCUUGGCAUCAAACAAGGGGAGAAACAUUCUGCCUAAUACUUUGGGCUAGAAUUUAAAAGCUUUAGAUCUGUACGGCGGUCAUCAAACUUGAUUUAAAAUGUCCUAGGACAUUAUGAAAGCUGCCACUUGAGAAAUAUAGCUCUUUCUCUAGCUGAACUCUUCACUGGAGAAAAAUAUUGGCACGUCUGAUUGUUUAGGUGAUGUUCAAUUUCAGCCUUAUUUGCAGGUUUGUUUUUUUCUCAUUUGUCUCCAUGAUGUUGGAGAACAUUCUAAGUUUAAACAGCCUAAUUCCUCCCUCAUUGUGGCUGAUGUUUUGACUAUCAUACUAUUGAGUACUUCUGGAAAUUCUUUAGAGUAAUUGGUAACAUCUCUUUUCAUCUGGGCUUCUUCUCAAUUUGGGUUAUCCUUGUGUUUCUCAAACACUUUUCAGAAGAAAAAAAAUAUGGUCAUUGUAACCUUUGUCUCAUUCCGUAAACGACACUUCCGAACAGCCCCUCCCUGGCUGCAAAUGUUAGUGAUGUGCUAAAAGUAAGCAAAGCGAGCUAGUCUUUUCAGGGUCUUUUGUAGUUAGGUUCUCUUACCACUGAGACUCACAAACACAAAAUGGAACAUCUGAACCUUUGUGCCCUGGCCCUUCUCCGCUGGUCUGGUUCCAGGGUUAAGAAGAGCAAAAUUUGUCUCAACUCUGCCCACAGAGCAAACUCUCAAGUGCAAUUAUGAUAGCCUUCUCAGCAUAGGAACAGGAAAUAACUAAAGGGACUCAUUUGGGGCCUUUAUAUUUCCCCCCCACACUGCCUCUCUUCUUCUUCACUUUCCACAUUCUCACAGCUCUUUAUGCAGAGUUGUGAAACCUUCAAGAAUACCUUUACCCUAGAACUCAAAAUUAGUUGAAAAGAAUUUCUCCUCUAGGGAUACUAGAAUUUUAGGUACUUAUUUGUAAAGAUGUUUGCUGGAGUUUUUAAAAAGUACAUUAUUAAAGGAGACAUUCCUGAAAUUAUGGAUGUUUCCAAAUGCCUUCAUUUCAAAUUUUGGUCUCAGCAGUUUUUUCUUUCUUUUUUAAUGGAAGAAGAUAUUUAAUACCUAAAACAGUUCUCCAAGUUAGGAAGAACACUACUUGCCCUAUGCAUCUUGCAGUUUAAAGGACUUUUACACUCCAACACAUUCUUCACAUUUUCUAAAAAUAAUUCAAAUGUCUUCUUUAAAAACUAUUUUCAUCUCUGAAAUAUCUUCUAUUUAUUGGAAGUGUUAACAGAGAAAGAUCAUUAAAUUAUUUAUAAAAUAUCUUAAAAUGACCUAUAGUUAAUACUUGACAUAGAAAUAACUCUGUUAAUGGUGUCUAUGUUUUAAGUUUAAUGAGAUAUAAAUAUAUAUUUAAUUUUUAAGUUUUCUAAAUAGAUACCUGUUGGACUUUGGUGUAGCCCAAACCUUUCCUUUUGAGUAUGCAAAAGCCCAGUGGUUCUUAACUCUGGCUGCAAAUCAGAAUCACCAGGGUUACUUUAAAAAUGUACUCUGCCUGAGCACCCACCUCGGCUUGUAAUCAAUUAGUUUGGGAUGAGGCCCAGACAUCAGUGUUUGCCUAAGUACUCCAGGUGAUUCUAAUAUGCAAGCAGGGUUCAAAAGCCCUGCACGACCCUUGAAGGUGCAGGUGACACUGCUUCCUUUUCUACUGAUCCUUUUCCCAGCUCCUAAGGUAUCCAGAAAAAGCUCCUCUUCCUUGACAACUCAUCCUUUUAAAAUUACACUUAUCACUCUGUACAGAGGACCAUGCCUGUAAUGAAAUAUUUAUUCCUCUGUGUUAAUGGAGAAUAGACGUUUUGUAGCAUUUUUAAACCAACUAUUCCCCACCAUUCUUUUUUUUUUUUUUUUUUUUUUUUUUUGCGGUACGCGGGCCUCUCACUGUUGUGGCCUCUCCCGUUGC